AUGAAGCUGAAAUUAAAUUUAGCAAAAAAAAAAAAAGGAUUUGAAGUCCCAGGAUUAGAUGGAUUUAAGAAUGUAGUGAAUAAAUUACUAGGAACAGGUGUAGAAAGAUAUUUUAAAAUAGUUAACAUAGCAAUAGUUUUUUUAUUCUUGACUAUUAUUCAUUACAUAAGAGCAUAUAAUAAAAGAGGCUCACGUUAUAGAAGUAAAAAUGCACUCUAUAUGUAUUACGGAUUUUUGGUAUGUCUAAUUGGUUUUGCCGUUAGUAUUAAUUGGAUAUACAUUGAAUAUGUAAAAAAUAAAAAAAAGAAAAGCAACUCGCCACUAGAUGUGAAAGUUGUUGGCAAAAAAAAUAAAUAA
This is a messenger RNA of Plasmodium reichenowi, 357 nucleotides long. RefSeq names its product succinate dehydrogenase subunit 4, putative. The transcript has 3 exons. Bases 1 to 357 code for a protein of 118 amino acids. The record is from RefSeq and is a predicted model, not a curated record. Lineage: Eukaryota; Apicomplexa; Aconoidasida; Haemosporida; Plasmodiidae.